CACAAUAGGUGGCUCCCGGCCGCCUUCUAUAGUCCCGGGCCACCAUGCUGGCCCCACUGUGGCUGUUUAGCCUUUCUCUCCCCACUCUGUGGACCCAGAAACUAAUCAGCUGUACCUCCAAGAGUCUCUGCCAGCAGGCCCUGCUCUCGGGCAACGACGUGGUCCUACAGUGCGACCAGCCCAGAGCACUCUGGUACUUCUCAUCCAUUCUGGAGGAGGAGCCCAUGCUGCUGUCCUUUAUGUCUAACGUGAAGAAAUUACCUGGGGGCAGCCUCCAGUUGACCAGCCCUCAGCCCACCCAGACGGGCCUCUAUCACUGCCAGGACAGCAAUGGCAGCCUCGUGGUGGACUAUGAGAUCGAUUUCCAAGAUGUCAGCGCCCUGCACAUCACACACAAAGGCCUGGGCCAGAAGCCCCUGAGGAAUGAGAGCCUGCAGCUAGGGGCCGGGGAGGUGGUCUUCACCCACUGGGAGCCCUGGCAGGACUGUAACCGCUGCAGGGAGCCAGGGGAGCGCAAACGGUUGGGGUACUGCUACAUCAAGGACCCCCUGGAGAAGCCCAUUCCCUGCUGGCUCUACCUGAGAGCCAAGAAGGUGCAGUCCAGUCGCCUGCGGCCCGAGCUGCAGGUCGAAGCCUGCCUUGAUGUUCCCUGCGAGCACAUCAAAGAAAUUAACCAGCCAUACUUCAUCUUUGACAUUUACCAGUUGGACAAGGUGACCAACAACAUAUGGCUCACCUGCCCGUUGGCCUCCAUCUACAGGUGA
Talpa occidentalis (Iberian mole) is the source of this 764-nucleotide messenger RNA. RefSeq names its product protein FAM187B-like. Bases 45 to 764 code for a protein of 239 amino acids. The record is from RefSeq and is a predicted model, not a curated record. NCBI's taxonomy places the organism in Eukaryota, Metazoa, Chordata, Mammalia, Eulipotyphla, Talpidae. The transcript has a single exon.